Paraglomus occultum is the source of this 175-nucleotide messenger RNA. NCBI's taxonomy places the organism in Eukaryota, Fungi, Glomeromycota, Glomeromycetes, Paraglomerales, Paraglomeraceae. The record is from the annotation of a GenBank genome assembly.
CACAAAACCAGUAACAGCAUUCAAACUCUUCUCCCCGUUGCUCCUCUAUCCUCCCAAUAAACGUGUGUUGCUUACCUUGCUUGGUCCCGAGCAUCCGUUUGUUCAAGGGUUGCGCUGGGAUAAUCUCGACCGUAUUUCCAAAAGAAUUCGCGUUCACUCAGAUUGCCAUGUCUAG